UGUUAAGUUUCACGGUUCUGCUGUUUGCUAAGAAAAAUGGGUUCCAAGGCUUUUCUUUUGCUAGCUCUUUUGUUGGCCAUUGUUCUUCUCAUCUCUUCGGAGGUGGCAGCGAGGGACCUGGCCGAGACUGCUUCCUCUGACCAGAAAACGGUGGAGGCCACCAAAGAGGCCAAUGGAGUAGAUGAUGCCAAAUACGGUGGAUAUGGAGGAAACCCUGGUGGGGGAUACCCAGGUGGCGGAUAUGGGGGGAACCCUGGCCAGGGAGGUUACAAUGGCGGUCGAGGUGGAUAUGGAGGAAACCCUGGAGGUGGCUAUGGGGGGAACCCAGGUCAUGGCGGCAAUGGCCAUGGAGGUUACAAUGGGGGCCGAGGUGGAUAUGGCGGCAGCCGAGGGCGCUGCUACUAUGGAUGUUGUAGGGUGGGUUACAAUGGAAGGGGCUGCAGUAGAUGCUGCUCUUAUGCUGGUGAAGCUGUUGAUGCAGAGACCGAAGCCAAGCCUCAAAACUAAAGCAACAUAAUUAUCUAAAUUAUAUAUCGUGCUCAAUUCCGUUGUAAUGUUAUAAAUAAAGCUAAAAUGAGAUGUAGAAAUAAAAUCACGAGUCGAUGUCUAUGACAUCCUCAAUCCCUCAUGCUUUAUUGUAAUGCACAUGUUUUGUACCAAUUAAUGAAUAAUUUUUCA
Molecule: messenger RNA, 678 nt
Organism: Alnus glutinosa
Lineage: Eukaryota; Viridiplantae; Streptophyta; Magnoliopsida; Fagales; Betulaceae
Product: cold and drought-regulated protein CORA-like
Exons: 2
Coding region: 37-507 (156 amino acids)
Source: RefSeq, a predicted model, not a curated record